Tetranychus urticae (two-spotted spider mite) is the source of this 3554-nucleotide messenger RNA. RefSeq lists its product as uncharacterized. Gene Ontology annotation, biological process: dendrite self-avoidance; axon guidance; homophilic cell-cell adhesion. NCBI's taxonomy places the organism in Eukaryota, Metazoa, Arthropoda, Arachnida, Trombidiformes, Tetranychidae. The record is from RefSeq and is a predicted model, not a curated record. Gene Ontology annotation, cellular component: plasma membrane; axon. Gene Ontology annotation, molecular function: cell-cell adhesion mediator activity.
CCGAUCCAAAAGCUUAACCUUUUCCCUUACAACAAACAGAUUUAUGAAUAUUUUUUUAAUGUACAACCGUCGCUUAUAAAGUAAGAGGAUUUAGUGAAUAUGAUGCAGCAAAGGUGGCCUUUCAUUUAUUUUGUUAACGACUUUACAUCAAAAAAGAGGAACAAUAAAAGCAAACAAAGAAAAGACGAAAAUGAUGAAUAAUUUCACCAACAGAUGGCCACAUCAGAGCUGUUUAGUGACGUCUGGUGGAAGUUUUUUGUACUAAUAAGCUUCAUUGGUUUUUGCUCCUCAUCUUGAGCUUGUUUUCAUCUUCAUCUUCAUCUUUUUGCUUCCCUCUAAUUUUAUAUUUUGCAUCUCCAUCAAAGCUCAAACUCUUCUUCUCUCUAUUUCUCUUUCUCUCUUCUUUCCUCUCUUUCUUUCUUUUUCAUUUGAAUGGACAUUACAUUGUUAAGUGACAUUUGCUUGUCUUCACGAUUUUACAAUUAUAAUGUUUUGUGAAAAACAAUUGGAUAACAUUGAUCUUCAAUGUAAAUACCAUUAUUUUUUAUGUUUCAUUAAAUAAUGUUUCCCAGUUUUUAAUCUAUUUGAGGUGCCAUUAAUUCAUCUUAUUAUGUGGACUAUUUCCCAGUUAUUAACCAUUUCUGUUUGUGUGAUUGCAACUUCGAUAUUUUGUCCAAAUGGGUUAACAAUAUUUGUAUCUGCUGUUGGACAACCUUCUAGUCCACCAUUCCCAUCUUCACCUUCUUCCUCUUCAUCUUCCCCUUCCUCUCCAUCAUCUUUACCUUCAUCCUCAUCCAUUGUUAAUGAGAUACAAGCCAACAAACCUCUUGAGUUGCCUCGUAUUAUUGAACAUCCUUUGGACAUUGUGGUCAAGAAAAAUGAACCCGCCAUGUUAUACUGUAAAGCAGAUGGGCAACCUAAACCUACCAUCGAAUGGUACAAAGAUGGUGAAAAAAUUCGAUCAAAUCGACCCAGGAUAUUUUUGAGUGGUGAUGGACUUUUCUUUUACAAAGUUUCCAGUGAAGGUAAAGAAUCAGAUACUGGGACUUACUGGUGUGUUGCUCGCAACUCAGUGGGGAAGGUGAUAAGCCGUAAUGCCACUGUCAAUGUUGGUUACUUAAGAGAUGAGUUUCGUUUGUCUCCCAAGAGUGGAACUGUUGUUGCUGGUGACUCGGUUACUUUGGACUGUAGUCCACCCCGAGGUUCACCAGAACCAACUGUUACCUGGAAAAAAGAUGGAGAACCCAUGACCCUGGCCUCACCUCGUUUUCAACUGACAACCUCGGGUAGCCUUAAAAUAAACGAUAUCCAUCCAACAGACAGAGGUAUUUACAUUUGUGUGGCCAGCAGCUCAGUUGGAAGCCGCGAAUCAACUCCAGCCUCUUUAGUUGUCCUAGUGAAACCGUAUUUCAUUAAAUUACCAAACAAUAUAACCGUAGCUGAAUCAAGUUCAAUUGAACUGGAAUGCAAAGUUGAUGGCGAUCCUGUGCCUUUAAUCACAUGGAUUAAAAAGGAUGGUCAAUUGCCCAGUCAAAGAUCGACGAUUGGACCUGAUAAAACAUUAAGCAUAAUUAAUGUCACCUCGGAAGAUGAAGGGGUAUACACCUGUGAAGCAGGUAACCUUGUUGGUUCAGCCACUGCUUCAGCAACUUUAUCUGUUAAUAGCUAUUCAUCUGGUCUCAUUAUAUCAUCACCAACACUUUAUCAUUCCAUUGCCAAGGAACCUUACUUUAUUGUGGGAGCCAUUUUACUAAUGUUUCUCCUCUGUUCCAUUAUAAUGAUUAUCUUUGCUCGUCAACAUUUGGGUUGGAAGAAAGCGGUUGGAGCUUAUAUUACGGUCCAAUUGUCAAAGAAUGAUCAACUCGAAAAGUCCCGUCAUUUGGAUACUUGUUCAAGUAAAAACUCUUGGCUUUUGGAGACGACAACAGGAGGACCCACUUUAGGUCAAACAAUUACUACUUCACCUGAAAUAACGACGACUGGACUAUUAGGCAAUAAAGGAUCAACUUAUCAUCAACAUCAUCAUUCAUCCAAUUCACCUGCAACAUCAUCCAACAAGUCAUCAGUCCGAAUGAGGGAAGCAAAUAAACCAUUUAAUCCUCAUCAUGAUACUCAUCAUGAUCAUGAUUAUGAUGAUCACAAUGAAGGAUAUUAUGCAGAAGUCGAAGGUUACUCUUCAUUAGUAACCUUUGGGAAAAAGGAUUCAUUAACAAAAUCAUCGAAUGGAUCAAAGAUUAUUCAGUCAAUGGCUCCAUCUAUUGAACCUUAUGCAACAACAAACUUAAUCAAUACUUAUCAUCAUUCAUCUCAUCCUAAUCCCAAUAUUAAUCCCAAUCUUAAUCAGUAUCUUGAAAGCUCCAUCAAUGAACGCAGAACCUGUGAUCAAACUCAAUCUGCCGCCUAUUACGGACUUCCUUUAUCGCUCUCAAUAAACCAAUCAACUGCAAGUGCUAUUGCAAACUCACCUUCACUCUCCCGUUAUCCUCAUUACCAGUAUCAACAGCAACAUAUCAACAAUUAUCAUUCACCUUCAUCAUCCAACCGAUCAACAACCACCAACACCUCUUCAACCUCAACACCAAACACGGGUUUAGGUUAUAGGAAAGUGAUAUUAAAAGAUGCAAGAUCAAAAGAUCACAAUAAUCGAGCAGUUUUGAUAAGCGACGAUCUUUACGCUAUUCCUAAUUGUGGACUGGACAUUGAUGAUGUUCGUCCACCUUCUGCCAAUUUUUUUCUACCCAAGACGUAAAUGAAGGAUAAAAAAGUUCUCCUUUUUUCUAAUUGUUUUACUUACCGAUUUAUCGUACUUUUUACCUGUUCAUUUGUUUAUAUGUAUCGUUUGUUUGCUUUAUACUGUGUGCGUGUCAAACACUUGCUCGAUCAACUCUGUAACUACUGCCUCAACCAAUGCGAAAACAAAACACUUUUGAGGAACAUUUAGAUUCUCGAAAUUGGAUUCUCUUUAUAAAUACACUACUUAAAUGUCGACAACAUCGUCUAAUAUUCCUACUUGGUGGCCUUUCAACAGAUGCAAUCCUUUACUCGAAGGGAUUGACCGAUCAACGACAAAACAUGAAUAAACAGACAUCAUAUCAACCCAUAGGAUUUCAUUUUCAUCAACAUCAAUCUUAACUCUUGAAUGAUAAACUUAUCAUGAACCUAAUUUUAAUAUUCAAUAAUCAAUUCUUGCUCACCUUCAAUAUCCAAGGAAAUGUUAUCCUGUGUUCACUCAUCAAAAUGACCCUAGUCCAGUACCUGGUUGUCUUUACCAUUCAAUCUCCCAAUUUGGGAAUUCAAAACUUCUCAAAGCUAUAACUAUACAAACAAUAAUUCUGAUAGUCAAUAAGAUGAAACGCACCUUAGUUUUUAUUGUUGAAUCCAGUUUAACAUGAAACAAGUAAACAAACGAAACAUAAAAAAACCUUUUUGUAUGCAUUCAUACUUGUGUAUUAUAUAGUGAUAUAUUGUAUAAUUAUUGAUCAAUUGCAACUCUUCUGUACAGAAAUUAAUAAAUUUUGAUGAAGCAUCAAUGAGCUUCAUCUCAAAUCAAUGAA